AUGGCACCAGAUGGACAAAUAUGCAAAUGCGCGAAACAAACACCGACUCAAAUGGCUGUCAGAAAACAAACAGACGGCACCAGAUGGGGAAAUAUGCAAAUGCGCGAAACAAACAUCGAACCAAAGGGCUGUCAGAAAACACCAGAUGGCACCCAAGGGAUGGAUUAUGCAAAUGAGCGGAAAACAAACAAUCGUUGGAGGAAAGAUGGCAAUUAAUAUCAUGCCACCAAAAGAUGAGGGAAAUCGGAUAGGAAAUUGGACCGAAAAGAAGAACAGACUACAGGAAGACAACUGCAAAUAACCAUUGCAAUCGUCGAAAAUCGACGAGAAAUGAGCCGAGUUCAACGGAACGAACCAGUCAAAUAUGGGACGACACAGUACCAUAGUUCCGAAGAAAACCAGAUUGGGAGAGAGGAUUAUUCUUCAACGCCAUCCGCUUAUAAUGUUCCCGCGGAUGGACCCAAAUCGGACAACACGUGAAAGGAGAGAUCGCAGGCGACACUGACUACGUCAAACUUGCGAAAUCAACUUGGUCGACAAAAGAGGACUACCAGGCCAACACUCAACGAGUGGGUAGGAAUCAAGAAAACCCCGAACCGGAAACAUGCUCCUCGUCCAUUGGUUGCGUAGGAACCACGCCACCCUGGACAUGCUUUGCGAUUCAGAAGGAAGAGGGCCUCAAACCCUUCUACAUUCCCGAGGAAUCUCAAACACCCUGUAGCUGAAGAAGAAGAAGACAAUAGUAACCUAUCCAAACCGUUUAAAAAUCCUAACUAAAACUGAGUCACAUCUAGAAAAACCUAACUCUUAUCUGAAACUAGAAAAAUACCGCUGCACCUGAACCACCUCUUUAUUUUCGUCGAUCGUUAUUAUUGCCGAUUUCCUGCUGAAUUGACAAUUUCUUUUUGCCAGAACAAACUCGGAAGAAGAACAAGUCGCGUCCACAGCUGACAAAUCCAAAACAGAAAUCGACAACAUCAGAACGACCUAUCCUUGAAAAUUGAACUCCGGGAAUCAAGGACCGAUCGUCAAAAGAAACAUCGGAGAGGAGGAAGAGAAGAGAGAAGAAGAUUGAAAUUCACUACGCCGAAGAUCAGCGUAGAAGAAGACAGAAACUCAAUUCGCCGAAGAUCAGCGUAGAAGAGUAUCAAGUCCCACUCAACACAGAAGAUCAGUGUUGGGAAAACUCAAAACCGAAUAGCUGGACAUCGAAGAUCAGUGUCUAGCGAAGAAAUCAAUCAAGACCGAAACAAGUGGUAGAAUAUCAAAAAUCGACAAGUUCAGAGACAUCAACGCCGAAGAUCAGCGUUGGAAAAGCAAGGUCGGAAAGCCACCGAAGAUCAGUGGUUUAGCCGUGUCGAAGAAGAUCUUUCAAAAGUCGGAUAUAUCGGGAGACACCGAAGUUCAGUGUCAAGUUUGGUCAAGAAACCAGCGCCGAAGAUCAGUGCUGAAAGAAACCAAACACACCCGGAAAAGGUCGAUAUCCACACCAGUCGAUAAAUCCGAUCAGUUGUAGAAGAUUCGAAAACUCCACCAACAGUCAAGAACAUCGUCCCACCAAGGAAAAUGACUACUCCUGAAGGAAAAAAAGAGGAGGAAAAGAUGAACACCGUGCCAGAAACUUAUAAAAUAGCUGGACUAAUCAUUGCUGCGACCAGAAAGUUCUCGAAAGGGAAUCAAAUCGAACUUCGUCGAUGGAUCGAACACUUUGAACAAAACUGUUACGCCGUUGGCGGCGACAAUCAGACCGCCACUGAUUUGCUCCCACUAUUACUUGAAGACACCGCAAGGAUCAAGUAUGAUUUUAUUCCGGAUGGGAAAAAGAAAGAUUGGAAAACAGUAACCAAAACGCUUCUCGCCGCUCAUGGAAAUUCCACGGACACAAUGGAUGCCCGAGAAACGCUGGAAAAUCUGCAACAAGGCAUUAUGAGCUGCGCCGAACUUGGAAGAACAGUCAAAGACCUAUGCGACAUAAUAUUAAACGGAAUGCCAGCAAGUCGGAAAGAAGAAAUUACAGCCGAUACAUUCCUGGCAAAAACAAGACCAAAUUUGCGAAAAUAUCUGCGAAGGCUUAAUCCGAAACCGAAAACACUGGAAGAGUCAAUCAAAGCCGCCGAAAGAGAGGAAAGAAUUUCUCAAAUGGAAAAUCGUGACGAAGAUGAAAGUCAUGAUACACUCAUGGCACAUAUCACCAGUGAAUUUGAAAAAUUGUCGAAAAACUUCCAACAACUCCACCAGAAUUCCAGUAAUAAAACACCCGAGCCAUCAACAUCAACAGAUGACGAGGACGAGGAAGAUGAAGACGACGAAGACGAAGAUUGCGAGGACUAUGAGGACGAGGAAGAUUACGAGGACUAUGAUGAAGAAGAAGAUUACGAGGACUAUGAUGAAGAAGAAGACGACGACGACUAUGAGGAAUACUGA
Messenger RNA from Caenorhabditis angaria, 2424 nucleotides. NCBI's taxonomy places the organism in Eukaryota, Metazoa, Nematoda, Chromadorea, Rhabditida, Rhabditidae. The record is from the annotation of a GenBank genome assembly.